CGCUGUAGCGCCCGAGGAGUCGCACCGCCGUAAACUGGGCGACUUGCGGACCUAAGGCUGUGCCUAAAUUGCCAAGAAUCUCGCGGCCAUCUUCACCAUGGCUGGCAGACCGGGCGAAAUCGACGUCUCCAAGCCUAUCAAGCACAUGUUGGCCUUCAUCGAGCAAGAGGCCAACGAGAAGGUUCAAGAGAUUGACGCCAAGGCCGAGGAGGAGUUCAACACGGAGAAGGGCCGCCUCAUCCAGGAACAGCGCAUCCUCAUCAUGAACUCGUUCUCCAAGAAGGAGAAACAGGUCGAGCGCCAGCGCAAGAUCCAGAGCUCGCACGUGAAGAACGCGGCGCGGCUGCGGCUCCUGGGCGCUAUGGACCAGCACGUGACCAAGGUGCUCGUGGAGGCCAAGUCCUACCUCGGGCAGAUCACGAGCCAGGGCAGGCACUACCAGUCAUUUCUCGAGAAGCUCGUGCUGCAGGGCCUCCUGAGAAUCAUGAAAGAGGACGUGGUGGUGAUCUGCCGCAAGCAAGACGUCGCCCUCGCGAAGCCAGUGGUGGACAGCGCGGCCAAGAAGUUCCGGGACAUGACCAAGCUGAGGGUCAAGGUGUCUGUAGACCCGGAGAACUUCCUGCCGGAUCCCUGCUUCGGCGGCGUGGUGCUGGCCGCGUCCGGGGGCCGCGUGAUCCUCUCGAACACGCUCGAGAGCCGGCUGGAGCUCAUCUCGCAGCGCAUGCUGCCCGACAUCAGGUCGGGCCUCUUCGGCAAGAACCCCCGCCGCAAGUACUACGACUAGCGACUGCCGCCCAGCCAUCGAGGAACGGAGAUCACUUCGCGAAAUAAAACUGCGCUAUUUUGUUCGAACUAAGGAGAAUCUACACGUCACUCGAGUAGGCGACGGGCGCCUGCGUUUCAAUGACUGUCGUGAGCCCGUGCAUAAAGUAAGAGGUUCGACGAAAGUUCGUCUGGUCGGGGAUGAUCGUGGCAGGGUUACGUAAGAAACGCGGAUUGGGAUCGCUUAGGCAAACCAUAGGGCUAAGAUAUCUUUUUUUUUUUAAUGAAACUAGAAAUUUCGAUUGCCCCACUGAACGCUAGCCCACAAUUUUGAAAUGUAUAACUGAUCCUUCUUUUAAAUCACUUUUGUCUAUCGAUCGGCGUCCGUGCCAGGCGGUGCAGAACGCUCUUGCUUUUUAUGUUUGUCCAUGUUCUAACUUGUGCCCGAGUCUGUCUGGGACAAUUAUAACGGCGUCCAACCAGCGCUGUCUGCACCAAGCGUUGGUGAGUGAGCGCUGUGUUUGUUU
This is a messenger RNA of Dermacentor andersoni, 1289 nucleotides long. Its product is annotated as V-type proton ATPase subunit E-like. Gene Ontology annotation, molecular function: proton-transporting ATPase activity, rotational mechanism. The record is from RefSeq and is a predicted model, not a curated record. Gene Ontology annotation, cellular component: proton-transporting two-sector ATPase complex, catalytic domain. NCBI's taxonomy places the organism in Eukaryota, Metazoa, Arthropoda, Arachnida, Ixodida, Ixodidae. Gene Ontology annotation, biological process: proton transmembrane transport.